Durusdinium trenchii is the source of this 4054-nucleotide messenger RNA. NCBI's taxonomy places the organism in Eukaryota, Dinophyceae, Suessiales, Symbiodiniaceae. The record is from the annotation of a GenBank genome assembly.
GUGCCUUCAGCCUACUUCCUUACCGAUGUCUUUGUGGAGCUCGAUCGGCAGCUUGACAAGAAGAUGUUUCGCCCUGUAAAGGGGGAGUGUCGAAUGCAGCUGGCAGCUCAAGAGGGGUGCAAGCUGAAGAAAUGCCUCGGUGCCUUGAGAGCUUUGUGGCGAAGUUCGCGACGUGGUGGCACCGACAAGGUGCGCCACUUGAAAUCUUUUCUUCGCGAGAGCCCUGCUCAUCAUGGAAGAAGGCGCAAACGUUCCGCGUCAUCUGACGGUGACAAUGACAAUGAAGCGCCGGCAAUUCCUGAUGAGGCUGCAGAGCACCUUCCUGCCCGUGCUCCGCGUGAUGAAGCUGCAUCGGACCCGACCUCUGAGGAAGAGGGGAAGCUUGUGUGUGAUGAAGCUGCAUCGGACCCGACCUCUGAGGAAGAAAAGGAGCUUGCGCAUGAUGAAUCUGAGGAAGAAAAGGAGCUUGCGCGUGAUGAAGCUGCAUCGGACCCAGCCUCUGAGGAAGAGGGGGAGCUUGUGCGUGAUGAAGCUGCAUCGGACCCAGAAUCUGAGGAAGAGCAGCUACCUGACCCGGGUGUUGUUGUUGGAACAGGCCCAACUUCUCACGAGGAAGCGGCCAAGGCUGACUCAAGUCAGACAAGCUGUUCAAGCAGGUCUGAUGAUGAAAAGUCUGACGACAGCCUGACAGCGCCAACGCUGAUUUUGGGGCAACAAGACGAAGAGUCUGAGGAGAGCGGCAGUGCGAGCGGCUCCGACCACAGAGACUCUCAAGUCUCAUCGGGUUGGAUGGGGAAAGCGAUCAACUACUACAGCCGGAAAGAGAACGAAGUCGCUCACAUCCAAAAACUUCUGAAGGACAUAAAGGCUGAUUUGGAAGAGGCAAUGGGCGGUGUGCUUCUGGAAGCGGGGCAAUGGCGUCUAUAUGAGGAGUGGUGUUCCAAAGCGCUGCGCACUUACGGUGACUCUGCCUACUCCAAGCUGUCCAGCCUGGAAUCUUUCAAAGAGCGCAAGCGGCCCUUCGACAAGGCCAUGGGCCUGAUGGGCAUGGAACACCUGGACGAUUCGGAAUCCAGUACCAGGACGCCUGCGGCCAAGCGGCCAGCCAAGCACAUGGCCGAGCGCAAGGGCCAAGACAAGCUUGAUGAGUUGGGCGGGGAACAAUUCGGAGAUGUCUUGAACAAGUUCCAUGAGCACGACCUAGAUGCACUUCAGGUACUGCAAAUCUUGAGCUGCAACAUCUUUCUGGGAGGACUGGGAAUCGUUGCGCAGCUAGUUAGGCUCAAGGAGAUCCAGGCCAAGAUGCCUUUUCAAGACGACAGUGACCAGUCAGAAGAGCGGCCGCUGCCUCGCAACAUGAAGGAUAAGCAUCGAUGUUGGCUCAUAGCAGGACUUAAGCAUUUGCAAAUGCCGCUUGUGCAGGGCAUCGACUGGUCUGAGCAAUUGGACCACUUUGAGUCCUUUUCAGGAGACGCAGAAGUGACCAAGGCUGAGUGGGAGGCAGGGCGCUCAGCGGCACCUUUCGAUGUGAGACUUGAUCCAGAACGAAUGGAUUUGCUCUCCCCUGCGGGCUUUGCGAACGCGCUACAUUGUGUUUGCCGGCUGAAGGAUUCGCAGGCAGUGAGGGAUGGCAACAUCCUUACAGCGCGAGCUCUGAUCUUGGUGAUCCUUGCAGCUUGCAAAGCAUGCUUCUGGGUCCUGGAACAACCAGGUUCGUCGAUCAUGCACUUGCACCCACUCUUUCAAUACUGCAUCCGCCGCAUCGGCGUUGAGCGGCUCAUGAUCGCGAUGGGAAACUAUGGAGCGCCAACCCCCAAGCGCACCAUACUUUUUACAGGUCAUGGUCGCUGCCUCAGAGACAUCCACGACUACGCGCAGGAACCGGAGUACGAACAGCGAGAGAUGGUCGUGAGCUACCAGAACCAGAAGGGGGAACGCCGUGUUCACGGGGGCAAGACAGCGAAGGCCAAGGAGAUGGGGAAGGAAAAGGACGCCAAAAGGAAAGUAGAAGUCCAAGAGGAGAAGAAAGAGAAGAAGGGUGAGCCAAAGGUAGAAGACAGGAAGAACAAGAAAGAGAAGAAGGCAGAAGAGCCAGAAAAGAAAGAGAAGACUGCGCAGAAGGAAGAGUCUGGCAAAGAGAAGAAGAAGAAAGAGGCAAAGUCAGAACCGCAAGAAAGGAAAGGCGCGAAAACGAGCGCAGAAGAAGACAAGAAGGAGAAAGGUAAGAAGCGCAGCGGAGAAGUGAAGAAGGAAGACAAGACAGCAAAGAAGCCAGAAUGCAAGGAAGGCAAGCCACAUAAGAUGGUGGUAGUGGUAGAAGAAAAGAAGAAGAGUGGAGGAAACAAGAACGACAAGGAGGAGAAGGAUGUCGCAGGAGAAGGUAAGAAGAAGGACAAAGAAGGCAAGAAAGGGAAGAAGGAGAAGAAGGAGAAGAAACGAGAGAAGUCCAAAGACAAGAAGAAGGAUAAAGAUACAGUGAAGAGAAAGCGCAAGGGGAAAGAGGGUGAAAUGCCAGAUCCAAAGAAGAGCAAGAGGAGUGGCAAGACAGUCAAGUGGCAGCCGGCCAUGAAAGACAAGAUUGAGCCAAUCUUUGACGCAGCUUCUACCAAGUCAUCUUCCACCAGCUUGUCUUCGAAAGAGAAGGCUGAGAAAAGGCUCGCAGAGUUGGCAGCUGUUCUGGAGGCGUCGAACGAUUCAGACUCUGAGUCUUGCAAUGCUACUGACCUUGAAGCCUUCGUCGACAACAUGGACGGCUCCAUAUCUGGUGAUGAGUCCAUGUCCUGUGCGGAAGAGAGUGAUGAGUCUGAACAGGAGGAGCCAGAGGAGGAAGAAGAUGAAGAGGGUGAAGAUGAUGAAGGAGGGAAGGAGGAGGACGAAGAAGGAGCCUCAGAGAGUGAAGAAGAAUCAGCUGAUGACAAGGACCAGGAGGAAAGUGACGAAGAUGAAAGCGAAGAAGAAGGAGAAGAAGAAGAUGAAGGUGAUGUGAAGGGAGAGGAGAAAGACAAGAAGGAGCCCGAGGAGCCUUGCCACGCUUUGGUUCCCAUUGCGCAGCACACCGCAGAGACUGCCGUGGCACUGCGCAACAGCAUGACAAAUAAAAGGGAGUGGGACACAUUUUGUCGCCAAGCAAAGAGCAAGGGCAAGAUGCCUGUGGAAUUGUCCGACAUGUUCGUCUCCCAGAAGACCGAGCUGUUCAACCUCUGGCUGGACUCGAACUACAGCUGGAAAGAAUGCGCCCUGGCUGUCGAGCGCCAGAGGCGGGAGGUUGCAGAAUCCAAGCGUGGCUGGAAAGCGGUGCAGGGAAAAGAACUGAAAAAGCAGUACACGCCGGAGAAAUGGCAGAAGCUGAGGGACAAGAGAAUUCAGCAAGGGCUCGUGUACAAGGAUGACGACUUUGGCUCGGACGAGGAGGAGACCGGUUUCUUUCGGUGUUCUCGUGCGGAGAUGUGGUAUUUCGUUCGGCAGGGCGAUGAGAUCACCCAGAAGGAGCAAUGCAUUGAGACUCUUGGCAUGAAGGCCAAGGUCGACGUUGACCCUGACAUGCGGAGUGCUCUGACCUCAGAGGAUGGAUUGUUGAGGCCUGGCGCUUUGCCAAAGGUCGCGGGCGCUUCUGCAGGUGGGAGCAAGGUUCUCUUGCAGGCCAUCACUACCGGUGUGGCUGCGCCCAAGAAGAAAAAGAAGGAGGAGCAGGAGCAGGCCCAGGAGGUAGAGCCACAAACUUGGGCAGAAAAGGCACAGACCUUGCUUCCUGAUAUGUUGAAGGAGGCCUGCGAAGCUCGCAAGCUGUCAAUCAAGCUUGGUGGCCUGGAAUUUGCUCAGGAGCUCAGCAAGGAUUUGCUGUCUCAUGCUGGUCAACUGGAACAGAGCUACAAGAAGUUGGCAGCAAAGGUGGGUGAAGGAAACGAGAAAGCGCUCAAGGCCUACGUGAAUUCUGCCAAUGACCUCAUUCCAAAAGGUUCCAAAGCUCAGGUACGGCAAGCUGUGCGCCAGACGAUCGCUCGUUUGACGGCCUGGUCAAUGAAGCUUGCCUCCAGCGGUGUGGGUCCUGAUACAG